GUCUGCUGCAGUUGUUGAAAUCAGUGCAGGCUGAUCUUUUGUUUGUGUGUGUGUGGUGUUUUAAUCCAGGGAAGAUCAUCUCCAUAGAAACUAGUGCUUUGCGAGCGACAGGCAGGCCUGGAUGGGAGGACCUGGUCAGGAAAUGUAUCUAUGCUUUCUUUCAGCCGCAGGGCAAAGAGCCCUCCCACGCCAAGAAGCUUUUGCAUGAGGUGAUGACACAUGGGACCGCAAUCAGCCCGCUCUACCAUUUCACUCUGAGUGAUGGCACUCCGCUUAGCGCUCAGACCCGCUGCAAGUUCUGCUGCCCCCCCAACCCUGAUGUACAGCCCUUCAUUAUGGGCAUUCACACUAUUGACAGGGAACACAACACUGCUAGCUCUCAGGAAAACACUAACCCCAGCCUUCCACCAACCCUCAGCGGUAUCGCCCAAACUCCCUCCCGCUCCCCUUCCCUCCCCCCCAGCAGUAAUUCAACCCAAGGCUCAAGUCUCGCCACCGCGGGCCUUCACACCAACAACAGCAAUGCCUCUUCCCACGGACAUAAUCCAGCCACGCCGACAGGCUACCUGACACCCAAUCGGACGAAUUGUCCCCAGCAGGUCAACAGCCCCUCUCCUUUGAGCAGCCCACUUACAGCAACCCCUACCUCUUUUAUGUCGCCCAGGAUGCCACGGGCCAGUCCUGGGUUAGGUGGGAGCCCUCGGGUACCAGGGAACCCCUUCUCUCCCUCCACACCUGGCCUCCAUUCCCCAGCUGGGGCUCUAAGCAGUGGAGGAAGCCUCAACAGGCAGCAGUCUAGUGGUGAUGGCAACAGUAGCGCAAGCAGUGGGUCAACAGG
Molecule: messenger RNA, 838 nt
Organism: Neolamprologus brichardi
Lineage: Eukaryota; Metazoa; Chordata; Actinopteri; Cichliformes; Cichlidae
Source: RefSeq, a predicted model, not a curated record